Pistacia vera is the source of this 1325-nucleotide messenger RNA. RefSeq lists its product as uncharacterized. Lineage: Eukaryota; Viridiplantae; Streptophyta; Magnoliopsida; Sapindales; Anacardiaceae. The transcript is spliced from 4 exons. The coding region runs from base 298 to 1053 and encodes 251 amino acids. The record is from RefSeq and is a predicted model, not a curated record.
UAUAUCCUUUCUUUGAAUAGAUAUAUAUUGAAAAAGCAUCUUUUCAAACAUGAUCAAUUAAGAUAGAAAGCUCUUUCGAAUGAGGGAUAGCUGUCAUCUUCCUUUCGUACCCAUCGAUUUGAGGGCCUUCCUUGCCUGACUAAGUUAGCAGGUUUGUGACAUUGGUACUGAGAUUUGUUAAAGGUUAAGGGAAAUUUGACGUUAUGUGAAGGGAAGGAUCGGUCUAUGGUUUGCAGUAGAUCUUUGUAUAUUAAUCAAAUUAAAGGUGAGAGGAGCUAUUAUAGAGAUUUACCUUGAAUGGAUCUUUUUGCUUCAAAAGAAAGGGAUCUCGAAGCAGAUUUUGAAAGUGGUGAGACAACAAGUGAGGAGGAUAGAACAAAGGAUCCAGUUUCAGCAAAUAGACAAACAAAUAUAAUUUUCAAUUGGAUUUGGACUGGGCAAUUUAGCUCUGAUGGAUCUGUCCAUGGUAAAUGUGGCAACUUGUAUAGCAAUUCAUCAAAAUUUGGUGAGGCUGCGGGUGAAAAUGUGGAGUUGUUGAUUGACAAGAAUUCAGAAGAGGGUAGUGACAAUGCGGGCAAUUUGGAGAAGAAGUGUGUGGAAGGGAAGCGUAAGAAGACCAACGCUAGAAAGCCUCCCAAGCCACCGCGACCUCCUAAAGGUCCAACACUAGAUGCUGCUGACCAGAAGUUGGUGAGGGAGAUUGCUGACCUUGCCAUGAGAAAGCGUGCCAGGAGUGAACGAAUCAAAGCAUUGAAAAGAAUGAAAGCAGCCAAGGCUUCAGCUUCGAAUAGUACUGUAUUUGCCAUGAUCAUCACGCUAAUCUUCUGUCUUAUUAUUGUCUUUCAAGGAUUGUGCUCCGGAAGCAGUAUCAGUUUGAGCAUGAUGGGGUCUCCUGCGCCGGCAGUCACUGCAACUGAAAGCUUGAUUUCUGUUCAGUUUUACAAGAGCUUCUCUGCCUAUGAAAGAGAUGGGCCUGGCUCCAGUUCUCCCAAUUUGGCAGAAGGGAAGGUUUCCAGUUCACCUGCCAAGGAAGAAUUGAGUAAAGUUGCCUGACGAGAGUGAAAAGUAAUUGAAGAUGCGAAUUCUUGGUGCUUCCCUUAUCAUGGUAGUUCAUUCAGAUGAUUUUUUGACCCCUUGUAACUGAUGCUGAAUCGGCAACUAACCACUCUGAUUGCUGUAAAUGUGUAUAGACCACUAAUCUUCUGUAGAUUUCUGUUUAUGUUUACCUUUUGUACAAUUGUCUCUAAUCUGAACAGAAGUUUAGUUUGUACAAAGAAUUAAUCUGUAGUUUUAAAAUGUGGAUGAAUUUAUCAUAUGAUUUGCUU